This is a messenger RNA of Vespa velutina, 4025 nucleotides long. It is a transcript of the gene Tdrd3, whose product is annotated as tudor domain-containing protein 3. The transcript is spliced from 12 exons. Gene Ontology annotation, cellular component: nucleus. The record is from RefSeq and is a predicted model, not a curated record. Gene Ontology annotation, molecular function: protein binding. NCBI's taxonomy places the organism in Eukaryota, Metazoa, Arthropoda, Insecta, Hymenoptera, Vespidae. Bases 1446 to 3521 code for a protein of 691 amino acids.
UACGAAAAAGAGUAUUAAUGAUAUUAAAAAAAUGAUAAUCAUGUUAAUUUUUUCAUCGAUUUCAUAUAUUUUUAUAAAUAAAAAUUCUUCAUUGUUCUUAUGGAAGUUAGUUAUGAGAUCGAUAAAAUUUAUUCGAACGAUUAAAGAACUUUUUCCUUUGAAUGGAAAUCGACAGAAAUUCGUCACGAUUCGUUCAAUCGUAUGUACAUAUUUAUGUACUUACGUACAUAUACGAGAGCAUGAUCAAACGAAUAGUAAAAGACCAUUAAAGGAGAAAAGUCAAAAUUACGAUGAAAAAAGGGACAAAAGGAAAAGCAAUAUAUCUAUGUGAAAACAAUCUCAAUAUGGGUGGGUCGUAUGUUCUUCGAGAUGUUUUCACGUUUCCGCUAUUCGCAAAGUCGAUUUCCACGCGAUCAGUAUAAUUACAUUAUACGUUUAAACAGAACUACGCCCAAGUGAUAAUCGUAAAUCUAAAUUGGAUCAAUCAACGAUUAACCUUAUAAUCAUUUAUCUAUUAUAGUAAUUACAUAGGUGUAAUGGCUUUGACCAAAUUAAUUCGUUACGAAAUUUCUAUUCGCGUGGAAUACGUAAGCACGAAUUUUGUAAGAUAAAUUAGCCAUCGAUCGAUCGAAUUGAAUUAUUUUUCUUUCAUUUAGAAAAAUUAUAACAUUUUGCCAAUUAUUUCCAUUGAAUGUAAUAUUAUAAUAUGCAAGAUUAAUUUAAAUAGAAAUAUAGGUUAUAUUUAUGCUAUUCAUCGUCUUUUGCGUGUAUGACUUUAGCGACACGUACGGACAAAAUACGAACUAAAAGCGUAAGCUAGUCGCAUUGUGUGAGUAUCGUAUAGUAUAUGUAUAUAUAUUUAUAUAUCUCACAUAUCAUGAUCGGAUUCGUACAGGUUAAAGUAGGUAGUGUUACAUAAUACUUAUAUAUUAUAUCAUUUUAAUAUAAAUUAAAAUAUAGGACGUAUCUAUCGAUAAUGGGUAGUCAUGUGUAUCAUGAUUUGUUGACAGUUCACGCGAAAAACGAUCACAAGAUAACAACACUUUUCUUUUGUUAUUAUACAUUAUCGUAAUAGUAAUAUUACUGUUACUAUUACGAUUACAAUCUACGUAAUAAUAGAUAGUAAUAGGAAUAAUAUAAAAUGGAUUAUUAUUCCUGCAGAGGAAAUCAUAAAAAAAAAAAAAAAAAAAAAAAAAAGCGCUUAGAGAAAAAUCUCGUAGAUGGUGCGUAAACAAACUCGUUUAUUUUUAUAAAAAUAAUAUAUAACAUUGUCAGCUGAUAAAAUGUUUACCAACGUUUCUGCAAAUGCAUUGCCUAUAUCUCUUACGCGAGAUAUUUUGUAGUCUAGAUAUUUGUACUAAAGGAUUCGUAAAAAAACUAAACGACAAAAGUACAACCCUUUAAAAUAAGAAUUUCUUUAUGUAAGAAAAGUGACUGUGGCUACUAUGGAAAAAUUAAAAGAGCAUGGCUGGUACCUUUCUAACCAUGGAUUUAAUCUUGUCAGCGAUUCUGGAAAUAUCAAUGACUUAGAGAAAAUAUUGAGACGUUGUCUAGAUCUCGAUCUAAAGGAAAUUGGUAGUGGUCAAGGUGAUAUUCAUCAAGGAAAUAUUGUAUUACAAAUACAAAAAUUACGUAAUGUUGCUGCCCCUAAAAGUAAUGAAGAAUCUCGUGGUGCACCGCGUAUGUUAAAAUUAUCAUUAACCGAUGGUAAAAAUAAUUAUCAAGCUGUAGAAAUUGAAUCACUCUCUUCCAUAAGUUUAAACACACCUCCUGGUACAAAACUAUUGCUCAAGUCAGGAAGUAUACCCAUGUCACAUGGAAUUAUUUUGUUAAAACCCUCGCACAUAAGUCAACUAUUAGGAGGAAGAGUAUCGAGUCUUGUAGAGAAAUGGGAAUUAAAUAAAAAAUUAGCACAUCAUUCAAGAGUAAGAUCCGCGGAGGAAGGUGGUCCUCCACCAUGGAUACCAUUUGGAAAAAAGAUUAUCAAAGUUUCUGAUCGUGAUAAAAAUUUCAAAGCAAUAGCAGAAAAGGAUAAAACUAGUAAAGAAAAUGCAGAAUUUGAAGCACAGCGUAAAGAUGCAAUAGCUGAGGCUGCUAAGCAAGGUAGCAAAAAAGUUUUUGGUGGUGGAAAUAAACAGCUAUUAGAUCAUAGUGUACAAAGGAUAGUAGAACAAGGAUUUUCCAUAGAACAAGCUGAAUAUGCUUUGCGCGUAAACAGAAAUAAUGUUGAUAAAGCAAUCAAAAGUUUACAAAGAACUAAUAAUAAACACAAAGAGUCAAGGGAACCAAGAGAACCAAGAAGUAAACGUUUUGAUAAAAAAUCUGAGGAAAGUAAACCAAGCAGUGGGAAAAUAUCUUUAUUUGAUUUUCUUGAGGACAAAUUGCCAAUUCAACCGGAGCCGAUAGAAACUACUCAAAAUAAUUAUGUACAAAAUAAUGAAAAUAAUGUUGAACGUCUCGAAUCAAAAGCAGAUACACAUAAUGUUAGAGGAGGACGAUCUCAAAGAGGAGGUCGUGGGUAUCAAGCUCCACCAAGACAUAGUGAAGAAAAUAAGGCAAAUAAAAGAUUAAAUAAUAAUAAUAAUUCUGGUACUUCACAAUACUCGCAGUACAAUGGAAAUAGUAAUACUCAACAAAGUAAACCACCAAGAUUUCAACGGAAUCAGGAUACUCAUGGUUACUAUCAUCAAGACAAUGGAAAUAGAACUGGUCCUCAAAAGAAUCAACAUAAUGAAUAUAAAAAUUCUCUUCCUCAAUCACAUUCUGGUAUUGGAUAUACUGAUGAUAGUGGUGGUUGUCAUAAAAAUCAACAUGAGCAACAAGGAAAAAAUUCUUCUAAUAAUAGAAAUUAUAAUCAUUACGAAUCAGAAACCAGAAAUAGACACCUUGCUGAUAAUUCUUACAACAGACACAAUCGAGUACAAGAGACAGGAACUAGAAUUUAUGGAGCAAAUACACCCGAUAGGAAUUAUAGAAAUCAGUUAAAUAAAUAUCAAUUAAAUGAUAAUGCGAGUAAUAGGGAAAACGUUGGAUCUACUGCUCACAAAAAUGAAAAUCAUAAUUUAAAUAAUCAAAGUACCAAUGUUCCUGUCAGUACUCCAUGGGUAUGGCAAAUAGGUGAUAAGUGUAUGGCUAAGUAUUGGGAAGAUAACAGAUAUUAUAAUGCUGAAGUGACUGCCGUAUCUGAAAGAACGUGCGUUGUACAAUUUAAAGGUUUUGAAAAUUACGAAGAAGUGCUUCAAGUAGAUUGUAUACCUAUAACGGAAGACAUUCAUAUGGAAAAGAAUGACCGAGGAAGGGAUCAAAGAGCAAAUAAUAGACAAACUCGAAAUGAGCAAAGUCAAAAUAACAUUGCGGCUGGUAUGGAGUUCCGUAGAAGUGGCAAUGGACCUAGUUCUGGUAAUAAAGGUUAUAGCAAGAAGAGAGGUCCAGUACGUAGUACUCAGCCGAUCUAUCAGCCACCGGCACAACGAAAUCAUUAUUCCAUGCCAACCAAUAUACAAAAUAAUUCUCUACUCUAAUGUGUGUAGUACCAAUAAUUUUCUUUAGAAAAGUAAAGGAAGCUCUACUGAAUAUUCAGUCAUAGUUUUGCUGCUGGUUCAAGACUGACUCUAUGGAGCACCACAUACUUUCCAUAUGUGCAGAGAUAAAUUCUACAUGUGCAAGUCCGUAGGUUAUUUAAGGAAUAAUUAAAUGAAUUUUUUUGUGUGGCAAAUGAUUUGUACUCAACGUUGAGAUUCAAUAUGUAAUAACUGUAUAAUUAUGAUACAAAUUGUUUCCUUAUGUGGUAUGUGAAGAAAAUGGAAGCUAACACUUCAAAAAAAAAAAAAAAAUAUAUAUAUAUAUAUCGAUACUAAAAUAUUAUUCCAUAUUCCUAAUCACAUAACACAUAAUUGAGUUGAGAUGAUUAAUGUUAUCCUUUAUAUAUAUAAAAAAGAAAAAAAAAAUGAAAAUACAUCGUCAAAAAGAGUCAUAGAAAUACUGAAUAAAACAUUUCUUUUUUUUUUUUUUUUUUUUUAAAUCUU